AAGUGAAGCCGGUAGAAGCCAAGCAAUAAAACCUGCUCUCAUUGGUUCAUUUCAUUCGACGAAAGGAGGCGCCGGAUUCAAACCUCGCUCAGCUAAGUGCUUUUUAAGCAACCGAGAAACAUUCCGCCGUCAUUGAACAGAGGAAACAAUAUGAACGAUGAAACCCGCAGCUUAUUUGAGCGAGUUUCCCAAAAGAUGGGGUGGAUUGGUGACAAUGCACUGGACAUAGCAGAGAAGAAGCUGAUGAAUUCAGUUGGAAAGAAACGUCACAACAUCCCAAGUGGCUAUCCUGCUGUGAAUUGGUCAAUAUCCCAUGUUCAUCCUCGAUUUGAUGAUGACGACAAAGAGAACCAGGGCGACAAAUGUACAAGCAAGGUCUUAACGGAGUCCAGCGAUGACGAAUUUGACAAAUUUCUCGUGAGCCAGGCUACUCCAAAAUCUAAAGCUACCUCAAAGAAACCACGCAGUGUUGUAAAGACCGACAGUUCCAAUGUUCCUAUUGUGAAUUUGGAUGAUGACAGUGAGAAAUUUGACAAAAUCCUGGUGAGCCGGGCUACUCCAAAACCUAAAGCCGCCUCAAAGAAACCAUGCCAUGUUGUGAAGACAGACAGUUCCGAUAUUCGUACUGUGGAUUUGGAUGAUGACAGUGGCAAUUUUGACAAAUUUCGUGUGAGCCAGGCUACUCCAAAAGCUAAACCUAUUUCAAAGAAACCAUGCAGCACUGUGAAGAAAGACAGUGCCAGUGUUCCCACUGUGAAUUCCGACGAUGACAGCGAUUUUGAAAAAUUCCUGCAACGUGUGAAAACGCCAACGGCCAAACCGAAAAAACUGUCAGAGAGUGAGGACAGCCUUAAAAAAUUCAUUGUGGAUGAUUACUCAUCAGAUGAUGACUUCAUAUUGACAAAAUCAUCAUGUAAAGGACCUAAGAAGAACAACACUCCGGCCACAUUAGAUGCUUUCAAGAAACCUUUGUCACUGUCUCAGUGUGGCCUCUCGGUUUUCAUUAGUGACAGUGAUGAUGAUGAGGACAAUAUUGUCAUCAAGAGCACUUGGAGGUCUCGCCACAAAACGCCAUGUUCUCUGCCUAAACCUGGCAGAAAUGCAAUGCUUCAUGACCAGAAGAACAGCCCACAGUCACCGUUUUUGCUCCCUGCACCCUCCUUCGUUUUUCCUCAGCCUUCCCCCCAUCCUGCAGCAUCUCCCAAGCAUACGCUUUUCAUUCCUUCCAAGCUGGAUGACUCAUCCAGUUCGGAAGAUGAGUUCAGAUCCCUACUUGAGAGACUUAAAAAGAACACAUCCACAGGCUCUUCGUGUUCUCCUAUGACGAACAAAGAAUGCAGCCAGGACCCACCUGUGAAGGUACCAGCCCAACCGAGGAUUGCCAGAUCCUUAGGUGAACAACCUCUUGAUGCAAGGACUCCAGCGAAAAGCACCACCUUGACUGUCAGUCAAACAGAACCCAGACAGGGCCCCGUCAGCAGGUUAGCAAUGUGCAAAACCCCAGGUUGCUUCCUGGAGUCCCUGAUAAACCCGUGCUCCAGAUAUUGUCGUCAUUUUAAAAAACACAAGGAAGAGCUCACCAGCAAACUAUACCAGAUGUACAACAGCAGCGUGUUUGACAAUGAACUCCCAGUCAAUAUGUCUGUGACUUGGAAUAAGAAGAUGCGUAAAACAGCAGGCUACUGCGUUACUGGGCAGGAGCGAGGAGACGGGAACCGAUACGCUCGCAUAGAACUCUCUGAGAAAGUCUGUGAUUCUGCAGAUCGCCUCAGAGACACUCUGAUCCACGAGAUGUGCCACGCAGCAACCUGGCUGAUCAACGGCGUAAGGGACGGACACGGAGGCUUCUGGAAGCUGUAUGCUCGCAAGUCCAUCCUGGUGCACCCUGAGCUACCAAUGGUGACUCGCUGCCACAGCUAUGACAUCAAGUACAAGUUUAUGUACCAGUGCACUCGCUGUCAGAACAAGAUCGGCCGCCAUUCCAAGUCACUGGACACGCAGCGGUUUGUGUGUGCACUUUGCACUGGUCAGCUCAUCUUGCUCGCGCCGUCAAAGCCUCGCCCUCCGACACCUUUUGCUAGCUUUGUCAAGGAAAAUUACAAGACUGUACGCCAGGAGUUCACGGGUCAAAGUCAUGCAGAAGUCAUGCGAAAACUCAGUGCAGACUUUGCAUCUAAGAACAAGGUGCAUGUUUUUGGAGGUGGGGGGAAGCCAGAGUCCCUGGAGGGAACCCACGCAGUCACGAGGAUUCUGGACCUUCGUAUUAGUAAUAAGCGGUGUGCAGUGAUCGGGGGGUCAGGUUUCCUGGGCCGACACUUGGUGGAGAAGCUCCUGGAUCGUGGCUACACAGUGGCCGUGUUUGACAUCCGACAGAGCUUCGAGCUCCCCGGGGUCACCUUCCACCAGGGAGACCUGUGCGACAUGGAGGCCCUGCUGCCAGCACUGAAUGGCGUGUCUCUGGUCUUCCACUGCGCCUCUCCAUCACCUGCAAGUGAUGACAGGCGACUCUUUGAAAAGGUCAACAUUCAGGGCACGAAGAUCGUUAUUCAGGCUUGCGCCAAGGCCGGAGUACAGAAACUGGUGUUGACCAGUAGUGCCAGUGUGGUGUUUGAGGGGGUCCACAUCAAGAAUGGCAGGGAAGAUUUGCCGUAUGCCAAGAAGCCUAUCGACUACUACACGCAGACCAAGAUUGAGCAAGAGAAGUUGGUCCUACGGGCGUGUGACAAGCAGACAGGUUUCCUCACAGUUGCCAUCCGUCCUCAUGGCAUCUUCGGACCCCGGGACCCGCAGCUGGUGCCAAUCCUGGUGGACACAGCACGCAGGGGCAAGAUGAAGUUCAUCAUUGGCGAUGGCACCAACCUGGUGGAUUUCACCUUUGUGGAGAACGUGGUUCAUGGACACAUCUUAGCUGCAGAGCACCUGAGGCCAGACUCUCCCAUCUGUGGCAAACCGUACCACAUCACCAACGACGAACCAGUUCGCUUUUGGGACUUCAUGUCGGACGUGUUGGUCGCUCUGGGUUACGCCGCUCCACGCUACCACCUGCCAUACACCUUUGUGUAUGGACUUGCCCUCCUCCUUUGGCUGCUGGCUCUGGUGCUACGCCCCCUGGUGUCUUUCAAGCCCACCUUCACGCCAAUGAGGGUGGCUCUGGCGGGAACCCACCACUACUACAGCUGCGAGCGGGCCAAGCAGGACAUGGGAUACAAACCUGUAGUCGGCCUGAAGGAGGGGAUCGAACGCACGGUGCAGAGCUAUCCUCAUCUCAGACACAGUGCUUGAUAGUAGAGUAGUAUAGCAGUGGUAUAAGCAGGUAUGGAGCACUUUUUGUGCCUUUUUAGUUGCAGUGUACCAUUUUCACCAGCAGAGGGCAGGAGUUGAUCCUUUCAGAAUGAAAGCACCUACAAAACUUAACCACAAACUGUGAAUUUAAUGAUAUUUUCAGAGAGGUGUUAAUCAAUGCUGUAUGUCAAUAUCCCCUUUCAUAUACAGCCAAAAAUGCAUUCCUUCACUGAACUGAUUAUAAAUAUUACUGUCAGUCAAAA
This is a messenger RNA of Entelurus aequoreus (snake pipefish), 3545 nucleotides long. RefSeq names its product sterol-4-alpha-carboxylate 3-dehydrogenase, decarboxylating-like. Bases 151 to 3282 code for a protein of 1043 amino acids. Gene Ontology annotation, biological process: steroid biosynthetic process. Lineage: Eukaryota; Metazoa; Chordata; Actinopteri; Syngnathiformes; Syngnathidae. The transcript is spliced from 24 exons. The record is from RefSeq and is a predicted model, not a curated record. Gene Ontology annotation, molecular function: 3-beta-hydroxy-Delta5-steroid dehydrogenase (NAD+) activity. Gene Ontology annotation, cellular component: nucleus.